Molecule: messenger RNA, 5934 nt
Organism: Heteronotia binoei (common prickly gecko)
Lineage: Eukaryota; Metazoa; Chordata; Lepidosauria; Squamata; Gekkonidae
Gene: NRXN2
Product: neurexin 2
Exons: 23
Coding region: 580-5700 (1706 amino acids)
Source: RefSeq, a predicted model, not a curated record
GCCCGAGAGGAGGAGGAGGAGGAGGAGGAGGACCAGCCCCGCCGCCCUCUCCAUUGUCUUCAGCAUCCUCCAGCAGCCGCUGCCUGGAGCCAUCCGACCCCUCCCGUCUCCUGCCUCCGAGCAGGCCUGCACGUCCAACCAUGCACACUCCCGACUGAAUGCAAGCCAGCCAGUGGGGAGGGGCAGCUGGGGGAGCUGCUCCAUGCAAACAAUUUCUUGCCCCUUGGGGAAUAUCUCAAAUCUGCCACCCUCCUUGUGGGAGAAAUUCUGUCCAGCCCACGCCUGAGAAGAUGAAGAUGUUGUAAGCAGCCACUGAGCGUCGCCUCGGCUCUCGGGGAGGGGGGGACGGGGGAGCCAGAAGGACCUUCGUGGACUCUGUUUGGGGGUACGUGUUCCAGGUAGGAGGCCCCCCCUCAGUCCCCGUGGGCUCCUUUGUUGUUGAGGAGAGACCCCCUUCUUCUCUGGAUCCCGCUCCGUUCUGCCCAUCCUCCCUCACAGCCGGAAGCCCUCCCAUAAAUGUGGAUCUGAGGGUGUCCCAAAGGGGGCGCCAUUUGCCUCAAGGAAGACAGAAGGGUUGCCAUGGCGAAACUGGUGUGUCUGCUGCCCUUGGUGUUGCUGGUGGCCUCUAUGCUGAGCUCAGGGGCAGGCGGAGCGGCCCUGGAGUUUGGGGGCGCGACGGGCCAGUGGGCUCGCUACGCCCGAUGGGAUGCCAGCUCCUCAGGGGAGCUGAGCUUCAGCCUCAAGACCAAUGUGUCACGGGCACUGGUUCUAUAUCUUGAUGAUGGCGGCAACUGUGACUUCCUGGAGCUGCUCAUCUUGGAAGGGCGGUUCCGCCUGCGCUUCACCAUCUCCUGUGCUGAGCCUGCCAGCCUGCACCUGGAGACGCCCAUCAACGACGACCGCUGGCACAUGGUGCUCCUGACACGCAACUACCGUGAGACCAUGCUAGUGGUGGAUGGCGAGGCCCGCGUGGCAGAGGUCAAGUCCAAGCGGCGCGACAUGACAGUGGAGAGCGACCUCUUUGUGGGGGGCAUCCCCCCGGACGUCCGCCUCUCGGCCCUCACCCUGAGCACUGUCAAGUACGAGAUGCCUUUCCGUGGAAUGGUGGCCAACCUCAAGGUGGGGGACAUGCCCCCUGCCCUCUUGGGAAGCCAGGGCAUCCGCAGCGACAUGGAGUACCUGUGUGCCAAACAGAACCCCUGCGUCAAUGGCGGGAUCUGUACUGUGGUCAACAGUGAAGUGCAAUGUGACUGCAGCCUCACCGGCUUCCAGGGCAAGUUUUGCAGUGAAGAAGAACUCACAAUGGAAGGUCCAGCUCACCUGACGUUAAACAGCCAAGUAGGGUCCCUACUGUACUCGGAAGGGGGGGCAGGGAGAGGAGCCAGUGAGGUGCACCAGACAUCAAAAGGGAAAGAGGAGUUUGUGGCCACGUUCAAGGGUAACGAAUUCUUCUGCUACGACCUGUCGCACAACCCCAUCCAGAGCAGCACGGAUGAGAUCACCCUGUCCUUCCGCACCUUGCAACGCAACGGCCUGAUGCUCCACACCGGGAAGUCGGCAGACUACGUCAACCUGUCACUCAAGAGCGGUGCUGUCUGGCUGGUCAUCAACUUGGGCUCGGGGGCUUUCGAGGCACUGGUGGAGCCCGUCAAUGGCAAGUUCAACGACAACAACUGGCAUGACAUCCGUGUGACUAGAAACCUGCGCCAGCACGCAGGAAUUGGACACGCUAUGGUAAACAAACUGCAUUACCUGGUGACCAUCUCCGUAGACGGGAUCCUUACCACGACCGGCUACACCCAAGAGGACUAUACCAUGCUGGGCUCGGACGACUUCUUCUACAUCGGAGGGAGCCCCAACACAGCAGACCUGCCGGGCUCACCUGUCAGCAACAAUUUCAUGGGAUGCCUUAAAGAUGUCGUCUACAAGAACAACGACUUCAAGUUGGAGUUGUCACGACUGGCCAAAGAAGGUGACCCCAAGAUGAAGAUCAACGGAGACCUUGUCUUCCGCUGUGAGAGUGUCGCGGCCCUCGACCCCGUGACCUUUGAGUCUCCAGAAGCCUACAUCUCACUACCCAAAUGGAACACCAAGAAGACCGGCUCCAUCUCCUUCGAUUUCCGCACCACAGAGCCCAAUGGGCUGCUGCUGUUCAGCCAUGGGCGACUGCAGCCGCCGAAGGAGGCUCGAUCGGAGCGCUUGCACAAGGCAGAUUACUUCGCCAUGGAGCUCCUCGACGGCUACCUCUACCUGCUGCUGGACAUGGGAUCUGGGGGCAUCAAGAUGCGAGCCAGCAGCAAGAAGGUGAACGAUGGCGAGUGGUGCCACGUGGACUUCCAGCGUGAUGGGCGCAAGGGCUCCAUCUCGGUGAACAGCCGCAGCACACCCUUCCUGGCCAGUGGGGAAAGCGAGAUCUUGGACCUGGACAGCGAGAUGUACCUGGGGGGGCUCCCUGAGAACCGCCUGGACCUCAUCUUGCCUCCAGAGGUGUGGACAGCCUUCCUCAACUACGGCUACGUGGGCUGUGUGCGCGACCUCUUCAUUGACGGCAAGAGCCGUGAUGUGCGCCGCCUGGCUGAAGUGCAGAGCGUCUCCGGUGUCUCCAGUUUCUGCUCCCGGGAGACCCUCAAGCAGUGCAGCAGUUCCCCUUGCCGCAACGGAGGCCUCUGCCGCGAAGGCUGGAACCGCUUCAUCUGCGACUGCGUGGGCACUGGCUACCUGGGCCGGUUGUGUGAGCGAGAGGCCACGGUGCUGAGCUACGACGGGAGCAUGUACAUGAAGAUCAUGCUACCGACAGUCAUGCACACGGAGGCUGAAGAUGUGUCCCUCCGCUUCAUGUCGCAGCGGGCCUAUGGCUUCAUGAUGGCCACCACCUCCAAGGAGUCGGCCGACACUCUCCGCCUGGAGCUCGAUGGGGGCCAGAUGAAGCUCACCGUCAACCUAGACUGUGUCAGGAUAGGCUGUAACCCCAGUAAAGGCCCCGAGACCCUUUUUGCUGGCCAGAAACUCAACGACAACGAAUGGCACACGGUCCGCGUGGUCAGGCGGGGAAAGAACUUGCAGCUCUCGGUGGACAACGUCACUGUGGAAGGGCAAAUGGCAGGGGCCCACACCCGCCUGGAAUUCCACAACAUCGAGACGGGCAUCAUGACGGAGCGGCGCUUCAUCUCGGUGGUGCCCUCCAACUUCAUCGGCCACCUGAGCAGCCUGGUCUUCAACGGCCUGCCCUACAUGGACUUGUGCAAGAACGGGGACAUCAGCUAUUGCGAGCUCAACGCCCGCUUCGGCCUCCGCAGCAUCAUCGCCGACCCGGUCACUUUCAAGAGCAAAGCCAGCUACCUGGCGCUGGCCACCCUCCAAGCCUACGCCUCCAUGCACCUCUUCUUCCAGUUCAAGACCACGGCCACCGACGGGCUCAUCCUCUUCAACAGCGGCAACGGCAACGACUUCAUUGUGGUGGAGCUCGUGAAGGGGUACAUCCAUUACGUCUUUGACCUGGGCAAUGGGCCUUCGCUGAUGAAGGGCAACUCGGAGAAGCCAGUCAAUGACAACCAGUGGCACAACGUCAUUGUCUCUCGUGACACCAACAACGUGCACACGCUGAAGAUCGACUCCCGCACCGUCACACAGCACUCCAAUGGCGCCCGCAACCUGGACCUCAAGGGGGAGCUGUACAUCGGAGGCCUCAGCAAAAACAUGUUCAACAACCUGCCUAAGCUGGUGGCCUCGCGGGAUGGCUUCCAGGGCUGCCUGGCCUCCGUGGACCUCAACGGCCGACUCCCAGACCUCAUCGCUGACGCCCUGCACCGGAUCGGGCAGGUUGAGAGGGGCUGUGAUGGUCCCAGCACCACCUGCACGGAGGAUUCCUGCGCCAACCAGGGCGUCUGCCUUCAGCAAUGGGACGGCUACACAUGUGAUUGCACCAUGACCUCGUAUGGUGGCCCAGUGUGCAAUGACCCUGGCACGACGUACAUUUUUGGGAAGGGCGGGGCGCUGAUCACGUACACGUGGCCUCCUAAUGACCGCCCCAGCACGCGGGCCGACCGGCUGGCCGUGGGCUUCAGCACGCAUCAGAAAAACGCCAUUCUGGUGCGGGUGGACAGCGCCUCUGGGCUCGGUGACUACUUACAGCUGCACAUAGACCAGGGCACAGUUGGGGUCAUAUUCAACGUGGGCACAGAUGACAUCACCAUCGAGGAGAGCAACGCCAUGGUGAACGACGGCAAGUACCACGUGGUGCGCUUCACCCGGAGCGGUGGCAAUGCAACGCUGCAGGUGGACAACUGGCCUGUUAAUGAGCGAUACCCCGCAGGGAACAGUGAUAAUGAACGCCUGGCGAUUGCUAGACAGAGAAUUCCGUAUCGGCUCGGUCGAGUAGUAGAUGAGUGGCUACUCGACAAAGGUCGCCAGCUGACAAUAUUUAACAGCCAGGCCGCCAUCAAGAUUGGAGGGCGGGACCAAGGUCGCCCCUUCCAGGGCCAGAUCUCAGGCCUCUACUACAAUGGGCUCAAGGUGCUGUCCCUGGCUGCUGAGAGCGACCCCAACGUGAAGGUGGAGGGGAAUUUGCGGCUGGUGGGCGAGGUGCCGUCUGUCAUGACCACGGAAACCACAGCCACCACCCUGCUGGCUGACAUGUCCACCACCAUCAUGGAGACCACCACCACCAUGGCCACAACUACAACGCGGCGCGGCCGUUCUCCCACCAUGCGUGACAGCAUCACCCAGAACACGGAUGACCUCUUGGUGGCUUCGGCUGAGUGCCCCAGUGACGACGAAGACCUGGAGGAGUGUGAGCCGAGCACGGGAGGUGAAUUAGUAUUACCCAUAAUAACCGAAGACUCACUAGACACCCCUCCAAUUGCCACCCGGUCUCCAUUCGUCCCCCCACCUCCCACCUUUGGCCCCUUCCUAACCGUAGUCGAAACCACCAAAGACACCCUUUCCCCGCCAUCCCAUCCAAGGCCCCCCUGCUUGGCCGACCAAGACGACAGCGACUGCGAAGAGGGGAUUGAGGCCUCCGGUUACGCCUCAGGCGAGGUCUUCGACUCCAGCCUGCCCCCUACUGACGACGAAGAUUUUUACACCACUUUCCCCCUGGUCACGGAUAGGACCCUAAUUGGCCGACCCGAAGGAGCAUCCAAAAAGGCCCAAGGAUCUCGCCCCAACCUUAGGACAGGACUGCCGGCUUCACCCUCCGUCCCUGAUCUCUUGACCUCCACCACCUCUCCCAGUCUGGUCCGUAACAUCCCCGCCGGCAAAAUGAACAACCGGGAAUCCCUCAAACCCCACCCAGAACAGUACCCCCCACUGUCCACCUCUUUUGAACCUGACAAGCUAAACAGGCUUAAAUACCCAGGUAUAACCUCUUCCCCCAAUUUCCACAAUCUGCCCACAGCUAACCCCACCGGCCCCGGUGAAAGGGGCCCUCCAGGAGCAGUGGAGGUCAUCCGGGAGUCCAGCAGCACCACUGGCAUGGUGGUCGGCAUCGUGGCGGCAGCGGCCCUCUGCAUCCUCAUCCUCCUCUAUGCCAUGUACAAAUACCGUAACCGGGAUGAAGGUUCUUACCAGGUGGACCAAAGCCGGAACUACAUCAGUAACUCGGCGCAGAGCAAUGGCACAGUGGUUAAGGAAAAGCCAGCCGCUGCCACCAAAACGCCCGGCAAGAGCAAGAAAAACAAAGACAAGGAAUAUUAUGUCUGAGUUUCCCCUGGUCCCCCAAUCCCUGCGUGAGCCAGAGAGACCAACACCCAACUGACACACGCAGUGAAACCACCCAGACCUACACACCCCCAGACUUUCUGGAGAGGAGACCACCCAAACUCAUCCUUUCCCUCCCUCAUCAGAGAGCGACCAACCAGUGGCACCCCUAACAUGGCAACCUCCAUCCACUUUGGUUUGCUCAUUCCUGUUUUUCUUUAAAUCCCCCCUCCUCCC